AUGCAUAGGAAAUCGUGGUAUAAGCACAUUGUGCUUAUCUACUUCUGUGGGUUAGGAACUCAAGAAGAGUUCAAAAAAUUCUAUUCAAAAUGGUUGCUCAAAAGAUCACCGUCUGUCCGCGAGGAGACGAUAACGGAAAUAAGUUCAAGUCGAAUACCAAAAGACAUGGUUUUUUCGCAAACGAGUGUCAAUACUCAACAACUUUUGAAACUGGUAGAGAUAAAUCGCUUAAAGUCCGAAAAGAAUCAACAGGUGAACGAUCCAACCGGAGUGAUUAUCGGCGGAACUACCGACUCACCUUUGUCAUCGCCCCUGGCCAGUACGAGCUUUUCCGAGGAAUUUCUGGAAACGGAGCCUUUAUUCGCGAAUACAAUGUUACACGAAACGGACGGCGAGUUCUUCCAAAGCCUGGCGCAAUGGUGCGCCGCGGAGGAGGAAGUAGUACAGUCCAUUGAUCCCCAAAAAGUAAGUGAAGAAAGGGCACAUAAAACCGACACACUGCACACACAAUUCUCACCACAAGGUUGGGAAAUUUUCGACGCUAACUCACCGUCAGCGCAUACUAUACAGUCGUACCCAGUCUCGCCCAACACGGACGGGUUUAACAAUUCAUACAUAGAUUACUUCAAUAACACACAUUUGAACAACAAAAUACCUUUUCAAGAGCAAUUUGUUGACAUCAACGAUUUGCCAGUAGUUAUAAGUGACUUAGCGUCAGAAAACGUCGACAUCAACAUGUCGAUGGAGCCAUGGGAAGAAUAUGGCUACACAAAACAAAACAUACACAACACAAUGCCCUUCAUACACCAAGACGACUCAAUGGACAAGAAACUGGUGUCAGUUAUACCACGGGAGGUAGAGAGAAACGACAUGAUCAUAUCGGAGUAUAUCAUCGACGAUGGGUUCAAGGCGCCGGCCAUCGCGGCCGCAACCCCGGCGCGGCGCGGCGGCCUGUCCGUGGACGUGCACGCGCCCGCCUUGCCCGACGCCAUCAGUACCCCUGAUGUUCUCAGCUUUGUUGAGCAAUUGGAGAGAGAAAAAUCCAUUGUACCAAGCUCGAACACCAUUCAGGAACAAGCGCAACCAAUAUUUAAAGAAAGCUCCAGUGCCGACAAUUCUCCGCAAACCAUAGACUAUUUCUUUAACUCCCCCAAAAGCGAACCUCGAGAGGACUCUGAAGAUGAAACACCAAGAAAACAAGAAAGAACCGGCAGAAAAAGGCAACGGCAUGAUAGCGAAGGGUCCGACGAAACAUAUACUCCAUAUAAAGAACAUCAUACACCUAGGAAAUACCGUCCCAGGAAAGCUAGUGUGCCUAUAAAAGAUAUGAUAAAGGCACUAGAAGGGGCACAAAAGGAUGCACCAAAAUCACGUCGAGGGAGACCUCCUAAAAUGCAAAGGAGAGACAGUACAGUGUCUACAGUCAGUAACAACUCGUCAAUGUCAACACAUGAGAUGAAGUACAGGGAACUAAGAGACAAAAAUAAUGAAGCUUCAAAAAGAUCUAGGAUGAACAGGAAGCUGAAAGAGCUGCAAAUGGAACAACUAGCAGAUGAUUUAGAAAAACGAAACAACAAAUUGAGGGUUGAAGCAGACAUGUUGAGCCAAAGGAUUAAUGAACUCAGGAAGACGUUCAUGUUGGCCGUGUCACAAAAAAAAGUU
Molecule: messenger RNA, 1662 nt
Organism: Brenthis ino (lesser marbled fritillary)
Lineage: Eukaryota; Metazoa; Arthropoda; Insecta; Lepidoptera; Nymphalidae
Source: the annotation of a GenBank genome assembly